Molecule: messenger RNA, 459 nt
Organism: Nematostella vectensis (starlet sea anemone)
Lineage: Eukaryota; Metazoa; Cnidaria; Anthozoa; Actiniaria; Edwardsiidae
Product: slit homolog 1 protein-like
Exons: 2
Coding region: 1-459 (152 amino acids)
Source: RefSeq, a predicted model, not a curated record
AUGUCAUUCCUACAAAUUCUCCGUUUCACUUUUUAUAUAGGGACUUCUAAAGGGAAGCAAAGAAACUCGGAAUUUGACUUUUCUUUCGGUAACUUCAUUAAGAACAGCUCUUCGUAUCUGGAAGGGCCGAUCAUCUCUCGUAGUUUCACAGGCGAUGAUGCUCUUUCUUGCUGGAUGAGGUGUCUUGACGUCUUGGAGUGUUUGUCUGUCAACGUGGGGGCCAUUGCUGACUCGAGCUUGAAGUUUUGGUGCGAGUUACUGUCUGUCGAUAAGUACAGCUGCCAAGACGAGAAGUACCAGCCAAACUCUACCUCAGACCAUUACGAAAUAAAGAGCGCAUGUGAGCACAAGCCGUGUAAGAAUGGAACAUGUCACACCAGCAAGCUCGACGAUACCUACACGUGUGUCUGCGAUGAUGGAUUUAUCGGAGAGAAUUGCGACAUCAUAAGUAUGACAUAA